AUGGGCGAAGCAGUGAUUGAGGGAUCCAAGUGGCGCCUCGUCGAGGUUGGCCGUGUCGUUGUCAUCAACGGCGACCACCCCUACGCGGGCGGCCUGGCUACCAUUGUCGAGAUCAUCGACCACAAGCGAGUUCUCGUCGACGGCCCCUCCGCAGACGCCUCCCUAGCCGUCCCCCGGCAAGCCAUUUCCCUGUCCAAGUGCCUGCUGUCCCAGUUCGUCAUCGAGGGGUUGAUCCGCGGCUCGCGAAACGGCACCGUUAAGAAGGCUUGGGAGAAGGCCGAGAUCGACGCCAAGUGGAAGGAGAGCAAUUGGGCGAAGAAGCGUGACCAGAUUAAGCGACGGAAGAACCUGACGGACUUUGACCGUUUCAAGGUCAUGCGACUCAAGAAACAGCGACGAUUCGAGGAGCGCAAGGCUCUGGCCAAGGUCAAGGCCUCUGCAUGA
Drechmeria coniospora is the source of this 444-nucleotide messenger RNA. Its product is annotated as ribosomal protein L14. The record is from RefSeq and is a predicted model, not a curated record. The transcript is spliced from 2 exons. Gene Ontology annotation, molecular function: structural constituent of ribosome; RNA binding. NCBI's taxonomy places the organism in Eukaryota, Fungi, Ascomycota, Sordariomycetes, Hypocreales, Ophiocordycipitaceae. Bases 1 to 444 code for a protein of 147 amino acids. Gene Ontology annotation, cellular component: ribosome; cytosolic large ribosomal subunit. Gene Ontology annotation, biological process: translation; ribosomal large subunit biogenesis.